Messenger RNA from Symbiodinium necroappetens, 2747 nucleotides. The record is from the annotation of a GenBank genome assembly. Lineage: Eukaryota; Dinophyceae; Suessiales; Symbiodiniaceae.
AUGGCAGCUGCCCCAUAUGAGGUGCCAGGUGUGGAUCAAACUCCGAGGACAGUUGUUCUGGAACUGACGCCUGAAGUAGAGAGUGCUGCGGUUGGGACACAGGCCUCAGCUGGAGCAGAAAGCCAGCCUGCAGAAGGGCUAGGUGAAGCUCAUGGCAGCUCCUCAUCUGUGAGGACCGGGCAUGUUUCUACAGUGCCAGAGGGCAAAGGUCCCCUGUACAAGUGUGCAAUCUGCGCGGAAUUUGUCUACGAGUCGCAGCUGGAGUACCAUGUUACCAUUUGCCCAGACCCAAACGACAGUAGCUCCUUACUGUCCACGCCUGGCGCAGAGCAGCCUGUGAUUGCUGAGCCAGAUGCUCCUGCGCAGGAGGAGACUUACGACCUGUACCGCGACGAGGUCUUGCGAGAAAGCCUGGCGGUCAGUGAAGCAUCUCAGCGAAUGUGGGCGCAAUGGUCAAAGGACAGCAAGUUGGCUGAGCACCACAACGUGAUGGUGCAACGUUCCUCACAGAAGCGCAACCAGCUCCUAGACGAGCUGCGAAAAAAAGAGGCAGAGGAGUGCACCUUCCAGCCCAAGACGUUGUCGCGAGGAAGCCCCAGGACGUUUUCUCGCCCGGACACAACAGGUGAAGUAAAGUGGGAGCAGCGCUUGGAUCAGCGAAAGAGAGAUCAGCGUUUAAAGCAGGUGGAGGCACAGCACUAUGCAGAACUCACUUUAAAGCCCAAGAUCAGCCCUUUUGCGCAGGCGUGGAGUCAGAAGCAGGCAGAGGCAGUUCGUGAAAGCCCGAGCACGAACAGUGUGUUCGAACGUCUCUACCAGGCAGCUUUGCAACAGGAGGAGAAGCAAACGGCCGCCAAAAGAGAACGAGACUCCGACCAGGCCGAAUGCCUUUCUCCACCUCCGCCCAUCAGCAACCGCAGCUCGCCUCCACGAAGGAUUCCCACUUCCGAGCUUCUCUACAGCGAUGCUUUAGACCGCCGCGAGAGGCUUCGCAUCAUGACGGAGCAAAUGCAGCUGCGGCGCGAAGAGGAAACAAAGGAGCACUGCGCAGUGCUUUACAAGUCGAGCAGAUUGUACUAUCAGCUCAUCGAGAAGCAAAUCAAGGCAGCGUUCGAUGGAGCAACCAAUGGGCAAGCACAGCUUGCUCAAGCAUCUUUGGAGGACUUCCUGGUGCGCUUCAAAUGCAUGAGGCCAAGGAAGAACGGAGAGGUAGCCGCAGAUGACCUGGAGUCUGCCAGGCUUCAAGCAGCCUUGUGGAGACACUUAGAUCCAAACAAGGUGGGUCAUACAGAUCUGAAAACCGUGACUCUUUUCUUCCACGUGCUGAUGGGCGCAGUUGACGAUGCAGUUCAGAAUGCGGGCAGUGCCAUGGAGGAGCCGGGAGCUUCACCCAGCAAGUCGACUGCAAGUGAAGGUGGGAGUAUCGCCCUGCAAUCCAUCAAUGAAGAGGGCUUUGCAGAGGCAGUUGACAAGGGGGACUCUGUCCUAGCAGCAUUGAGCAAGACCGCCGGAAUUCAGGAAGAUGAAGACCGGCGGCUGGUAGAAUUGCUGCUGCGAUUCGACCCGUUGAGGCUGCGAACCGAGUUCCAGCCACUGUUGCUGCACCGUAUGCACUACCAGGGUAUGGCCGCUCAGGCAGAGCAGGAGCGAUCACCUAGGAAGGAGGAAGGGCCCAACGUGGUCAACCCUGUUAUUGAUGCGCAAUCUCGUUCUCUGGCCGAGAAGUUGCUGGAGAAGCAAAGAAGUGAGUCUGGAAAAGCCACACACGCAGAGCUUCUUUUUUGGCGCCACAAGCAAGUUCAGGCGCGAAAAGAAUCCUUGAGAAAGCAGCUCAGUCAGGAGGAGGAAAAGGGUUGCACCUUCCGACCGAAGUGCAAUCCGUCCAAGCCGAAGGACGGACAUGUCGAGAUACAGACACCGCCGGGCAGCAGCCGAUCAGAGGUUCUGUAUGCUCGAGGUCUUGCUGAUAAAGAACGGCGGAAGGCCAAGGUUCUUGAGAGCGAGAAGGCCAGAAGCACAGCCGAGGCGCGAGGAUGCACAUUCCGACCAAAUCUCUCCAAGAGCGUCAAGAGUUACCACAAGACUCAAAAGACUACGCAGCAGGUGCCUCGAGGCUUCUAUGAAACGCGCCAAAGAAUACGAGCUGCCUAUGAGAUCCGUGAAAAGGUGUUGCAGCAACAGGAGGACCGCAUGGCCAAGAUCGAGCAGACGGUCCCUUACCAGGUGUCUGGGACGACUCCAGCCCCUCUGGUUGGCAAGAGCCCACUUCCAUCCACAGGCUACGUCCGCAUGAUUGAUCCCUCCCCGGCGAAGCCUGCGCCCCAGCUGGCCACGCCUGGCCCGCAAGAGCUACGGACGAUGACGAGACGUCUGCUUUCUGCAGGGAUCGGCGACCAGGCCCAGACACGCACAUCCUUUCAGCAGGAGGGCACACGCACCGAAGCCGAAGGAGGGGGUCUCGAUUCUCAGCCAGCCGCUGGAGAUGAAGGCAAUGCCGAAGGCAAUGCCAGUCCAAAGGAGCGGGCUCAGGAGGAUAUUCCACCAGAUGCGCCGCCCAUGCUUUAUGUGGAUGUGAACAUUACUCAGGGGCAGCCGGCCGAAAGGAUCGUUCUGUAUCAGGGGCAGAACGUUAGUGAAGUGGCUGCCGAAUUUGCGGCCAAGCACGUUCUGACACCAGCCUUGGCACAGAAGCUGCAUACGCUUCUCCGAGAGGUUGUGCUGAAGCAGGAGCUGCAAAAUCAAGCGAG